This is a messenger RNA of Tetrahymena thermophila SB210, 555 nucleotides long. RefSeq names its product transmembrane protein, putative. The annotation marks the transcript as partial. Lineage: Eukaryota; Ciliophora; Oligohymenophorea; Hymenostomatida; Tetrahymenidae. The transcript has a single exon. The record is from RefSeq and is a predicted model, not a curated record.
UUUUAAUUAUUUUAAAUACAAUUAUUGUAAUUUUAAUUCAUUAAUAAUAAUAGCUUAGGAGAAAUGGAUCCAAGUUUUGUAGAAUUUUAGCCUGUAGAAAGAAAAAGGAGAAACUUAGAAGAUUUCUCUGAUGAAUAAAAGUACUACUUAGAUAUUCUAAGCAAAUUUUCAUAAAGAUAAUAGUAUUCAAAAAGCGUAAGAGCUGAGGAUAAGCCUACCCAUAAAGAAAUUAUGGUUAAGGAAUACUUUAAUUAUUUGAAUGUAAAUGAAUAGGUGUAAUGGAAUGAUUUGCAAUAAUAAUAUAAAAAACAUUAAAAUGCAUCUUUGUAUUUAACAGGAGGCGCUUUCUCAGCAGGAUGUGUUUAUUAUUUAAUGGUAACUCCUAACACUAAGUCUAUGGGGUUGUAGGCAGUGAAAAGUGGAGUAGCUUCAAUUUUAAUUGGAUUUAGUUACUUCAAAUACUAGCAAGCACUAUAUUUUAGAGACUUACAUAAAUUUUAUAUAUUAACAUUAGACAGAGUUAAAAAUAGAAGAAGAGUUAUACUCAACGAAUGA